This is a messenger RNA of Trachemys scripta elegans, 1630 nucleotides long. It is a transcript of the gene EIPR1, whose product is annotated as EARP complex and GARP complex interacting protein 1. NCBI's taxonomy places the organism in Eukaryota, Metazoa, Chordata, Testudines, Emydidae. The transcript is spliced from 10 exons. Bases 291 to 1475 code for a protein of 394 amino acids. Gene Ontology annotation, biological process: protein ubiquitination. The record is from RefSeq and is a predicted model, not a curated record. Gene Ontology annotation, molecular function: protein binding.
CUCCUUCACACCACCCGGAAGGGGAGAGAACGGAUGCCGCAGAGGCUCAGAAAGGCCCCUGGGCUAGCGAGUAACGUAUGAAACAGGGGAGCCGGCUGAGGCUGGGGGAAAGGGACGUGCGGCUGUUGAAGGCGGGCCCUGCGGGAGCAGCUGUGGGGACGUCAUGGAGGAUGACUCGCCAGUGAUCUAUGGGCUGGAGUUCCAGGGCUAAUUGCUAACUGGCUGAUUGGGCUUUGGCUACUGCUGUUUGCUGGAUUCUCCAAGGCAGAUCACUUCCUGCUGUUAAGUGGAUGUAUUGCCAUUUUGCUGCUCUCACAAACAAGCUGCCUCAUGCAGUUCCUUGGAUUGCCAACGCCCGUGCUUUAACACCCCAGAUAGCAGAAACGGAUGCAAUUCGAUUUUUGGUUGGGACACAGUCUCUCAAAUAUGAUAAUCAGAUUCACAUAAUAGAUUUUGAUGAUGAAAAUAACAUUAUAAACAAAAAUGUUCUCAUCCAUCAAGCGGGUGAAAUUUGGCACAUUAGUGCCAGUCCUGCAGAUAAAGGUGUGCUAGCAACCUGCUACAAUAAAACUUCAGACAGUAAAGUCAUGACAUGUGCGGCUGUUUGGAGGAUGCCGAAGGAAUUGGAAUCAGGCAGUCAUGAAUCCCCUGAUGAUUCAUCAAGCAACACUCAAACCCUGGAGCUACUCUGUCACCUUGACAACACAGCCCAUGGCAAUAUGGCCUGUGUUAUAUGGGAGCCAAUGGGAGAUGGUAAAAAGCUCAUUUCACUGGCUGAUAAUCACUUAUUAUUGUGGGAUUUGCAAGAAAGCUCAAGCAACGCCGUGCUCUCCAAUUCUGCUGUAUUGGAAGGAAAAGGGCAAUUAAAAUUUACUUCCGGACGAUGGAGUCCACACCACAAUUGUACACAGGUUGCAACAGCCAAUGAUACUGCCAUUCGAGGAUGGGAUACACGAAGUAUGAGACAGAUCUAUUACAUAGAAAAUGCACAUGGACAGCUGGUACGGGACCUAGACUUCAAUCCCAAUAAACAGUACUACCUGGCUAGUUGUGGAGAUGACUGCAAGGUGAAAUUCUGGGAUACUAGAAAUGUCACUGAGCCAGUGAAGACACUAGAGGAGCAUUCCCACUGGGUAUGGAAUGUACGAUACAAUCAUUCUCAUGACCAGUUAGUCCUUUCAGGCAGCAGUGAUAGCAGAAUCAUUCUGUCUAACAUGGUAUCAAUUUCUUCUGAGCCCUUUGGACAUCUGGUAGAUGAUGAUGAGCUUAGUGACCAAGAGGACCACCAUCAAGAGGAGAAGACUAAAGAGCCCCUUCAGGACAGCAUAAUAGCUACCUAUGAAGAACAUGAAGACAGUGUAUAUGCAGUGGAAUGGUCCUCAGCAGACCCAUGGCUUUUUGCUUCUUUGAGUUAUGACGGGAGACUUGUUAUUAACAGAGUUCCCAGAGCACUUAAAUAUCAUAUACUGUUAUAAUUUGUUUGGAUUAUGAUAUAAUCAUUAUCUUGGCAUCAUUUUUAGAAGCUUUAAAUGUAUUGAUAAUUGUUUAGCUGUCCAAGUACAAUACUUUUUUGUUCAGUGUAAACAUUUAAACAUAAUUAAUACAUAAAACAAUAAAAUAAACUUGACUA